AUGUGGAUGAGGACAACAAUGACCAUUGAAAGGUGGACUAAGGAAAAGACUGAGGACAGUGCCAGCUUCUGGGAUGAGAGCAGCGUUGAUGUUAACAGGUUACCCAGCUGGGAAAGAGGACAUCUGCUGGCUGGUGUGGCGUCUAGCACUGAUGCAUCUAUCUUCUCCUCUGAAGGCGAAUUCAAGGACACUGACAGGUGCUGCUGGAAUCACAAGCAGUGCACUGGGCAUGUCAUCCACCCCUUCACCUCUGAUUGUGAUUGUGAUCACUACAACCUGCACCUGCACUCGCUCAGCCACUGUGACUGUGACUCUAGGUGCAAAGGCUACAGGCCUAUCUCUGUGGCAGUGAUCCACCACCCCCUCCACCACGAAUUUAGAGAUGACCUAAAUGAAGAGGAGGAAGAGGAGGAAGAGGAGGAAGACAGCAUACCUCCCAUCCCUUCCCAGGUGGGGCCCACUGCCACCCCCGCCACUGACAAAGGCAUAGCAAUGGGCACCAUCACCGGCGCACCAGACUCGGCGGCUCCCAUUACCAUCUGGCGCUCGGAGAGUCCCACAGGGAAGUCCCAGGGCAGCAAGGUUAUCAAGAAGGUCAAGAAGAAAAAGGAAAAAGAGAAAGACGAGGAGGAGACAGAUGAGAAGACAAAGCUGAAGAAAAAAAUCAAGAAGGGCAAGUUGACUAAAAAGAAAAGCCCAGUUAAAUCGGAAUCUUCACCUCCAGACUUGAGCAGAUCAUUAAGCCCAAGGGAGCUGGUCAGGCUGUCAGAAUCCAGCCCAGACAGCCGGGAAGACCUGGAGAGUGAGGACAGUUACAAUGACCCCAGGCAGGAGCAGCCCUCCAGCGAGGAUAUUGUGGAGUCAUCACCCAGAAAGAGAGAGAAGAACUCGGGCCAGUGCAAGAAACUUGGGGCAAAACCCUCUCCAAUCAAGAAGGUCAACAAGAGGAAAUCCCCCCCAGUAUCCAACCCCAAUCUCAGUUGA
Pipistrellus nathusii (Nathusius's pipistrelle) is the source of this 984-nucleotide messenger RNA. The record is from the annotation of a GenBank genome assembly. Lineage: Eukaryota; Metazoa; Chordata; Mammalia; Chiroptera; Vespertilionidae.